AAAACACUAGUAGAAGAAGAAGAAGAAGACUUGUCCUCAUCCGCUGGUGUAUCAGACGUGUGCUUGCUAAAAAAUGGCCGCGGAGCAGCAGAAUGAGGUGAAAAUGCCACAAAUGGAGGAAAAUAAAGAGAACAGCAUCGACGAGAGUCUUGGCCUGGAGAUCCUACAGAUCAUUAAGGACUCUCAGCAGCAGCAUGGACUCAGACAUGGGGAUUACCAGCGCUAUAGGGGUUAUUGCUCCAGACGAUUGCGUCGAUUGAGAAAGACUCUCAGCUUUAAAAUGGGCAACAGACACAAGUUUACUGGGAAGAAAGUGACUGUGGAGUUGCUUUCAGACAACAGACAUCUGUUAUUAGUGUUAAUGGAAGCAGAAAGAGCAUGGAGUUAUGCCAUGCAGCUUAAACAGGAAGCUAACACUGAGCCCCGAAAGCGUUUCCACCUGUUGGCUCGCCUGCGAAAGGCAGCCAAACAUGGGGAGCAGCUAGAGAAGUUGUGUGAGAGUCCCCGUGUGGAUGCCAAGACCAAACUAGAAGCUCAGGCAUACACUGCUUAUCUGAAUGGCAUGGUUCAGUUUGAACUACAGGAAUGGAAAUCCGCAAUGGAGUCCUUUAACAAGUGCAAGACCAUCUAUGAGAAACUGGCAAGUGCUUUUACUGAGGAACAAGCAGUGCUUUAUCAUCAGAGAGUGGAAGAGAUUUCACCUAACAUCCGAUACUGUGCAUAUAACAUUGGUGACCAGAAUGCUAUAAACGACCUCAUGCAGAUGAGACUGAGUGCAGGAGGAGGGGGAGGCAUGAUGGCUGAAAAAUUGGAGGCGCUGAUUACUCAGACAAGAGCUAAGCAGGCAGCUGUGAUGAGUGAGGUUGAGUGGAGAGGUCGUACAGUGCCUGUCAAAAUUGACAAAGCUAGAAUCUUCCUGCUGGGUCUGGCAGACAAUGAAGCUGCUAUUAUACAGGCAGAUAAUGAGGAGACAAAGGAGCGCCUCUAUGAGAGCCUGCUGGCAGAGUGUAGAGACACCAUCCAAGCUGUCAGAGAGGAGCUCAGGACUGAUGUGAAGCAAAGAGAGAGAGCAGCAGAAGGUGCUGAUAGUGGCAAGGUGUCUAAUCUGCAAUACCUGCACAGCUACCUGACAUAUAUCAAGCUGUGGACUGUGGUGAGGAGGAAUGAGAGCAUGGCUCAUGCGCUGCAAGCUAAACUGAAGGAGCCACAGACUGAUGAGAACAAGAGAGGACCACGACCGCAGGACCUCAUUCGACUCUAUGACAUCAUCCUGCAGAGUCUUGCUGAGCUGUCAUCACUGCAGGGUCUAGAGGAGGACCACACCUUCCAGAAAGAAGUAGCACUUAAGACUCUGGUCUACAAAGCUUACAGGUGUUUCUAUAUAGCUCAGUCCUAUGUUCUGGUGAAGAAAUGGAGUGAAGCUCUGGUUCUGUAUGAAAGGGUUCUGAAAUAUACGAGAGAGGUCCAGUCCAAAGCCAAGAGCUUCAAUAACAGCCUUAAGGAUCUUCCUGAUGUCCAGGAGCUGAUUGCUGAGGUCAGUGCUGAAAAGUACUCCCUCCAAGCUGCAGCCAUCUUAGACACAGAGGAUAUUGCUGAGGUGCCCCCACAGCAGCAGAUUAAAGACACCACGCCUCUGUCUGAUCGUUUGGAUAACUUCCGGCUAGACCCUACCCUCUUGAGCAAGCAGCCCAAUCUGGUGCAGUUCCCUCCAGAUUUCCAGCCAAUUCCGUGCAAGCCUCUCUUCUUUGACCUGGCUCUCAACCAUGUGGCUUUUCCACCUCUUGAUGACAAGGUGGAGCAGAAGGGCAAGGGUGGCAUCACUGGCUACUUUAGAGGCUUCUUUGGCUUUGGAAGCUAAAUCUGGCCUGUUUGGCUCCAUUUGAAGUCAUCUGAAUAUAAAUAUCUUAAGACCAAGAGUUAUGGAUCCUUACACAAUUAAAAGGAUAGUUCACCCAAAAAUGAAAAUUCUGUCAUUAAUUACUCACCCUCAUGUUGUUCCAAACCCAUAAGACCUCCGUUCAUCUUCGGAACACAAAUUAAGAUAUUUUUGAUGGAAUCCGAGAGCUCUCUUACCCUCCCAUAGACAGCAGACCUUGAUCGUGGUAGUACCCUUGCUGUCUAUGGGAGGGUCAGAGAGCUAUGGUGAUGCAUAAAAAAAUCUUAAUUUGUGGUCCGAAGAUUAACGGAGGUCUUGCGGGUUUGGAACGACAUGAGGGUGAGUAAUUAAUGGCAGCAUUUUCAUUUUUGGGUGAACUUACCCUUUAAACCAUUUUUCCAAAACAUGCCAUAAUAGGUUUAAGAGGUGUAAGUGAAGCCUGUUUGGUAGUGAAUUCAUACUAACUUUUUUGGUUAUAUAAAUACUGCCAAGUAUAUUAAUCAAUGGUAAUGCUUCAUGCCAUGACACCAUCUAUCAUACAGAGUUUUAGUCCAUCUUUAUUUGAUUAGAUUUUUUUUACUUAGAUGCUUUUGUUUGCUUAGAUCUCAAUCUGCCUAGCACAUUACAGAAGUGUGCUUAUUGUUUCACUUAAGAUUUCUAUAAUUAACACCGCUAAGGAUCUAAAAUAUUUGUUCUCACUUUGAGGUUUAGUGGUCAGCCAUUCACGUCAGUCAUUAUGAUGAUAUGAUGAAUGCAAUGUUUAUUCUAUUAGAGGACGUUAUGGUCACUUCAACAAUCAACUGUGACAAAACAGGAAUUACCCUCAUCAUUAGAUGUAUAGAUAAGUUGAAGGACUAUAGGAUAUGUCAUCUUGCAUGUACCUUAGAAAUAUAUACUGGCAUAAUUUUGUUUAAAAAUCAUAUGACAUAUUUUAAACUAUCAUCUUAAUACAAAGCCAUAAAGAGAAAUCAACAAAUUUGCUAGUGUUUUAUUUGUGAUUGUUUUCUAAUAUAAUUUGCUAACUUUUGUUCUAAAGAUUCCCUUUUGUUCUAACUAAUUGCUUUCAACUUGCAGAUGAGUUUUUGCAAAAAAAAAAAAAAAAUCCUUUUGUCAGUUUUGUGAGCAAAUGUUGGUGAGAAUUAAUUUAAUCUUCAAUAAACAGACAUUAAUCCAUGAUGAUGAUCCUGUUAAAUGGAUAAGAUAUUAUAAAUGAUGAAACUGAAUGAUUUUAGUUUGAAGUCUCUUGAUUUAACAAUAAAAAGUCAAUAAGU
This is a messenger RNA of Cyprinus carpio (common carp), 3147 nucleotides long. RefSeq names its product signal recognition particle 68 (gene srp68). Gene Ontology annotation, molecular function: endoplasmic reticulum signal sequence receptor activity; 7S RNA binding; signal recognition particle binding. The record is from RefSeq and is a predicted model, not a curated record. NCBI's taxonomy places the organism in Eukaryota, Metazoa, Chordata, Actinopteri, Cypriniformes, Cyprinidae. Gene Ontology annotation, cellular component: signal recognition particle, endoplasmic reticulum targeting. Gene Ontology annotation, biological process: SRP-dependent cotranslational protein targeting to membrane.